Messenger RNA from Callithrix jacchus (white-tufted-ear marmoset), 3438 nucleotides. The record is from RefSeq and is a predicted model, not a curated record. Lineage: Eukaryota; Metazoa; Chordata; Mammalia; Primates; Cebidae.
CAAUUAGAGGCAUCCUAUUUAAAUGAAUAUUCUUUAAAAUUGGAGAACAGUUACAUUUUUUGUGGUGAUGGCAUUUAAUAUAAUAAAUAUGUUUGCUUAUGAAAAUAAUUUUAAUGCCAGUUUCAGUUUAAUAAAUAGAACAGAUCCAAAGUUACAUGCUUGGACAGUUAGCAUGUUUUCUUAGCCUCUGUGAUUUAGUGGAAAACUGAUGGGAGACUUGAGUUGUAAAGUUAAAUUUCCCACUAAUCUAAAUUAUAAUUUUAGAAGAUAAUUUCAUUUUUGCAGAGACCUUAUUUUAUUACUUAUAAAAUAAAAAAUGUUCAACUAAAUGAUGUUCAAUAGCAAUGUUUGUUCUAACAUUUUGAGGGGUUUUCACAAUUCAGAAUGUUUUAUUGAAACAAUCAGUCAUCUUGUGUCACUUUCAGACCUUCUCUCCUUAAACUCGCAAUACACACAUCACAGGUCAUAGAUUUAUAUAAGCAAAGUAUGUAAAUUAUACAUCUAUAACUAAAACAAAUUUGCAUAAGUUAAUAUUCUUAUUAAAUCUGGAAGACACUAUCCUGCUCAUUUCUCAUUUGCUUUAAAGAAUGUUACUCUUGACAUCAGUUUCUCUUCCACUGAUCCUGCCCAUUACCUCCUCACAACGUAUUUUUCUACUUUCUCUAAUGUCUUUAUCUAAAAAAAAAUUACACUUGACCCAUUCAGUUAAUAUCACAAGUUACUAACAGUUUGAGAUCCUCCAUUUAACAAAAUAACUUUAUCUUCAUGCAGAUCCAUAAUCCUUUUAUAAUGAUUAAUUUGUGGAUACUUGCAGGUUUUAUAAGCCUCUGUGCAUAAAGGUUGAACAAUCACAAAAUCUUCUUCUGUAGUUAAAGUAUUUAACAAAGUUAUUACUACAACUUUGUGAUAUACAUAUUAUUAAGUAGAUAAAUAAAUGGGAGAAAUAGAUCAUAGCAAGCCUUAACAUAUUUUUUACUAUUCCAUAGCUCAGGUUCUUAAUAUUGAACAAGAAAGCAACAAUUUAGAAGCUAAAAAUAUGGAUGCUAUCUAAAAGAGGGCAGUGUCAAUUAGAAGAAUCAGUGUUCAGGAAUGAAUGUCCUCCUUUCCCCACAAAUAAAGGAAGAAAGAAAGAAAAGGAAACUGGAGAUACCCUAGUGUAAACAUCUUGAGAAUGUCCAUUUAAACAGUGACCCCCAAAUAAAUAAAUAAAUAAUGUAUUUACUCAUUUGCUGAGGUGGUAUUCAUUGAAUACCUACUACUGAGUUCUUUCUCCUUAAUAUUAAUUAAUGGGCACGGUUCUUGUCACUGAAGAAUGCACUGAACAAGGAAGAUGAAAAUCUUCUCUAAAGAUUUUUCAUAUUGUUAUGAUGAGCCAGGUAAAACAAGACAGAGAAUUACAAGAAUACACCAAAUUUCAUCUUCAGUUAAGGGGGGGACUGAAUGCCUACCAACGAUUCAAUUCAAAUAUGCAGGAUUUCACCUAAAUAAAAAGAGUAUUUGUUAGUCAAAUAAUAAAAGACUCUAAGUUUCAAAACUAUUGAAAUAUUAUAUUGGUUGGGUCAGUGCUUCUGGAAUCUCCAAUACCACCCAGAACUGGUGAUUCCUAGGACACAUUGAACUCCAUAUAAAGUUGUGCUCACUUAUAAGAUUUAUUACAGUGUAAGUAUAUGCAACAGGAUCAGCAAGAGGAGGCAGUGGGAGAAUGGUAAAGAGCGCUAGAAAGGAGAAGGAAGCCUAGGGGACAGAGGAGGCAAGAGGAAGACAAUGAGCCCCUUAGGAAGCCAACCCCUCCGCCUUGUGGACCUGGUGUGGGAAGAAGUUGUGGGAGCCUGGGCAUGGGGUGUGGUCUCUAUGAGGGAAGAUGUAGAAUGGGCAAAAACAACCACUCGGGAAUUUUUAUAGAACGGAACAGGGCUCCUUGGAGGCCAGGAGAAACUAGCCAGCUACCGACCAAAAUAGCUUAAACGUUUUCGUUAGGAUUGGCUGAGGGGUGAUGGUUUCAGAGAGGGAAGAAGUUUCCACUGUGGUCCUCUCAGAUCAGGCCUCUAGGGUCGAUUUCUCCAACUCUGCGGGAGCUCUCGGGCCCAGCGUGAGCCACGCCCCCCCCUCAGGAGGCCACCGCCCUUCUGGAACCGCUGCCGUUAGGAUUCUGGAACGCUGCGGGUAGAGGCUGCGGUCGUGAGGCCCUGGCCUUUCCUGGUCGAGUCCGGACAGAGGGGCAACCACAUGCAAGGGAAGGAGAGCGGAGGGGCCCGUGCCGACCAUGGAGCUGUACCUCAGCGCUGCUCCAAGCCUGACCAUGUCGCGGUCACCAAGACGGUCGCCAGCGUCCUGGCCGCAGACAGAGAGCAGUGCGGAGACGGCGUGCACAACACCCACUUUGUUGGAGCUGCUCAGCUAUUGGAUCUACCUCUCGGGGUCAAGCUGCCUGUGAUCCCCGGAAGCAAUGCUGUGUACUAUACUACAAAUAUCGGUGAAAAGCUUGUUCGACCUUCUUAUGGUUUUAACCUGACUGAUCCUUAUUGUCGACUUUUGGAAAACCAAUAUAACAGCCUCCAUGAUCCACAUUUAAAAGCAUACUAUAAGCGCAAAGAUAUUCUGAAGAGAUUAAAGAAAGGUGGCUAUGUCACCAGCAAUAAUAAAGUUGUAUGUACUUUGAGAGAAUUUAAUAAGUACAGGCAAUACCUUACCAGUUUAAAAUUAGACUUUGAAAGAAACUAUAUAAGAGAACAAAAAAUACUUGUGAAACAACUAUAUAACGUACCAGAAAACAAUCAAAUCCCUCAAUAUUCUGAUGUUGCCCAAGUCCAGAACUGGUUGUUAAAGGAGGGCACUGAAUCUGUCAAGGACCAGGAGCGGUUAACGAGGCAUAGAUAUUUGGAUAUGAUAAGUAGAAAACUAGAACAACUUGAACGCACAGCAGAAGAACAAUGCCUAUACCUGAUGGAUAGAGAAAAAAGACGACAGCGGGAACACACAAGAAGAAAACUUGCUCUUCGUAGAAAAAUCGAAGAGGAAUGGAAGGCAAAAGAAAUGUUACUUCUGACAAAGAUGGCAGAAGAUGUUAAAAGAGAAGAGAGGAUAAAAGAAAAACGGCAUAGAAACAGAAAAAAGAGUGUCAGAAAGGUAGGGUGAGCUUUAACCUCUAACUCGAUCUGUUUGAAGAGAAGAUUUUGUUUUUGUUUUUUGAAGUACUACAAAUCACUUUGUGAGAUGACUGAUGAUCAGUUACUCCAAAUAAUAUGCAUGAUAUAAAACUGAAAGUUCGGGACAAUUUUGCUACAUUUUGACUAUACUAUAAAAUGUACUGUUAUGUGAUAUAACUAUUUUAUGCUUUAUUUUUACACCAUAAACUGAACUUGUAAUUACUAUGAAAAAAUUAAAUGACUGAAUUAGUUUUUUUAGAACCAGCGAUUCUUGGCAGGAUUUCUCAUUUUU